Messenger RNA from Dinoponera quadriceps, 2594 nucleotides. It is a transcript of the gene Sugb, whose product is annotated as major facilitator superfamily domain-containing protein 6. The transcript is spliced from 11 exons. The record is from RefSeq and is a predicted model, not a curated record. Lineage: Eukaryota; Metazoa; Arthropoda; Insecta; Hymenoptera; Formicidae. Gene Ontology annotation, cellular component: membrane. The coding region runs from base 582 to 2321 and encodes 579 amino acids.
CCUUGAUCGAUGAUACGUGCCAGACGCAGCGUAGCAGAAUGCCGAUAAUUACACAGAUGACAGCGGUGCGUGGCUGGCAGAUAGGAGGUCGUUCAAAGUCUCGAAUGGUCAAUGGCGAUCGUCGAAGUUUCGAGAACUGGUUUGAUCCUGAAGACGUGAGAUGCUGUCUCGGUCACGAUAACUAUUCGCCGGAGAUUGUUCGCCGAGAUCAAUGCGGAGUAUAUUAGGAGGGAGAACCGAGGAUAAAGAGUGACACCGUGUCCCUAGAAGGGCGGGAAAUAAGUUACGAAAAAAGGGAGAAGGAUCGGUGAGACGACGGUGUGACUCGUCCGAACAGAGUGCAGGAAUUUGCAUUGUAUGCACAUUUGUGACGAUAUUCCGCACAUUAUGCUGGCUUUUAGAACGCACGUUUAGUGCGUCGAGUCGAUCGCCGUCAAUAUUUCUCGAAAGCGCAUUUCAAAUACGUUAUGAGUCACCUGUGAGUUUUACCUUCUGCAGAAGUUGCUCGCAUGGGGAUAAGACUUCUGAGGCUCUGUUUUAUAACAUUAAUCCAAGCUAUCGUUGGCUGAUACAUCCGCACCAUGUUGCAAAAUAUAGACAGGGAUUUGGUCCCUAUGAAAGCGCAUUAUUUUCUAUAUAAUGCUGCUACCGGACCAAUAGUGCCAUUUUUGCCAACAAUAGCAAAGCAGUUGGGCUUCUCUGCGACAUUAGUUGGCACGAUAUAUUCAGUUUUACCAAUUUCCGGCUUAAUUUCGAAACCGCUGUUCGGUGGUUUAGCCGACAAGUUCAAGUUACAUAAAGUUUUUUUCCUAAUAUUUCAAGUUGUGUUAACAUUAGCUUUCUUCUCAAUUUCAUAUAUUCCCAACACAGAUAGAAAUGCAAAUAUUACUCUUAUCUGUGACAAUAACAUAGCAUUCCUACAGAUUUGUCCAGAAAAACAGUUUUCAAAGGAAACUUUAAAUAAUGUAUUAGUGAAUGAUGUAUUAGAUAAACACACCAAAUCAGUUUGCCAGUUAACCUGUCAAGGACCGUCUCACGGUUACAUGGAGGUGUCUGACAGAAAUGUUUCUAAGUACGAAAAAUUCAAGUUUGACGGAAUCUUUGAUAUGUAUCAAGACUUGCCUUUGAAGGAUUGCGUGGAAGUAAAGAUACGUACGAUUCAGGAUGACAGCGUGCACCCUCCGGUAUGCGGCAACCGAAUGAGAACUUGGUGUACAGUGAAUUGCAACCAGAUUUUCGUUUCUCUCAACAAUCUUCUGAAAGAGGCUAAGAAGUUAAAUAGCGACGCCGAAGUUUACACUCAUCGAUUCUAUUUGUUUCUAUCGGCGGCUAUAGUGAGUUGGGUCGGAAUGGCUGUCGUAGUUAGCAUAGGUGAUGCUAUCUGUUUUGAUCUCCUUGGUUACGAAAGAAGAAAAGACUAUGGGAAACAGAAGAUGUGGGGUAGCAUAGGUUUCGGCAUUUUUGGCAUAAGCGCGGGAUAUCUGGUCGAUGUUUUCAGCAAGGGACAAAACGAGAAGAAUUACGACUGCAUAUUUUACAUUAUGCUGAUAGCGAUGAUUCUCGAUUUUAUCGCGUCUGCAACCUUGAGGAAGAAAAAUUCUGAAUGUAACAGAGACGAACCAUCGUUGUUAUGGGAACUGUUGAACGUCGCCAAGGAGGGGAGAGUGUUGGUGUUCGGCUGGUGGUGCAUAGGCGCCGGAAUGUGUACGGGAGUUAUAUGGAACUUUCUGUUCUGGUACACGGAAGACCUAAUGACCUCUACGUGGGUUAAAACUUUGCAGGGUUUCUUGACCGGUAUUCAGUGCUUCUUAGGGGAAUUGCCCUUCAACUUCUUGUCCGGUAGCGUGCUGAAGAAACUCGGCCAUGUUAACGUUAUGAGCCUCGUGCUGCUCGUCUAUGCGAUUAGAUUCAUGGCAUACAGUAUUAUAUCGAAUCCGUGGCUAUUUUUAAUUCUCGAACUGCUCCACGGACCUUCCUUCGGCCUAUGUUGGCCGACGAUGGUGUCUUACGGCGAUAAAGUGACACCGUCCGGUACAAAAGCCACUAUGCAAGGCUUUGUCGGUGCUAUUUUCGAGGGAAUCGGAGUGUCGAGUGGUAGCUUCAUAUGUGGUUGGUUGAUCGAUACUUACGGAGGUGCUACCGCAUUCCGAGUCUUCUCAGUGGGCGCACUUUUGUGGUUGAGUGCGUUUUGGACGAUGGAGCUUAUACUGAGAAAGUUCAAGGCCAAUCCCGUACAUCAAGGCCAUAAUCAUUUAGCAAAUUAUGCUAAUCCAGAUGAUGCUAUUCUCAUGACGAUAAGUCAGGAAUUGCAAACCUACUAACAGAGAAACGAUAAUUUAUAAUUAUAUACUUGUCAGUGUUUACAUGGGUGAUAAUAUUGUCGCAAUUGAGACUCAACGGAAUUAAUCUUUUUAUAGGAUAUUUAUAUGUUAAGGAGAAGUUUUUAUAUCGUCAUCAUUACUACGUCUAAUCUUUCGAUGUUGAAUGUUCAAGUAAAUUUCACUCAUUCAGUAUUAUAUCAUAAAUGUAAAUUAUAUCGCAUGUAUGUGUGUGUUUUUGUAUGUUCCCAUCGUAAUAUAAAUUUUUUUAGAUUA